This is a messenger RNA of Prorocentrum cordatum, 522 nucleotides long. NCBI's taxonomy places the organism in Eukaryota, Dinophyceae, Prorocentrales, Prorocentraceae. The record is from the annotation of a GenBank genome assembly.
CGAAUAAGAGAACGUUCACGUAUUGGGCACGCCUUCUGUGGGCCCCUUCUCGUGCUCCAGGGCCAUCAGGGGCACUGCACAGGAUGGACAGGUUGUCCUUGGCCAGGCUCUGGCGUGACAGAUUUUCAGCGCCAGAGGCUCGGGAGCAAAGACGACGAGGACGACCCCCGACGUCCGCGCCCAGUCUGAGAAGCCCGUCGAGGAGCACCUCUACAAGGGCACCAUGGACUGCUUCAAAAAGAUCGCCUCGGAGGAGGGCAUGGCCAACGGUACCCGGCAAACCACUCUAUGUCUACGUCCUCUCCCCACCGACAUUUACUGCUCCUAGUGCGUCAAUGGCCACGCGGACUCUGGCUCGCCAGAGGUCUCUACAAGGGGUUCCUCGCCAACGUCGUCCGCAGGACCUGUCGGCGGAGCGCUGGUCCUCGUCUUCUACGACCGCGCCAAGAACAUGUUGGGCAUCUGAGCGGCCGGCGGCGCAACGCGUGUCGCAGCUGUUCUCCAGCAGGAGCACGCCUAUGA